AUGAUGUCUGAGAGCUCCGGCCCCCAGAACCCCAGCUGCCACAUCAUGACCUUCUACCCAACCAUGGAGGAGUUUAUGGACUUCAACCACUUUAUCGCUCAGAUGGAAUCUCAGGGUGCACACCGAGGAGGCCUGGCCAAGGUCAUCCCACCCAAGGAGUGGAGGGCCAGACAGAGCUACGAUGACAUGGAUGACUUCUUGAUAGCCCGCCCCCUCCAGCAGGUGGCCUAUGGCGGGGCAGGUGUCUUUACUCAGUUCCAUAGAAAGAGGAGAGCCAUGACCCUGAGACAGUACCGCCAACUGGCCACCAGCACAAAAUACCAGACCCCAGCGCACCUGACUUUUGAAGAGUUGGAGCAAAAGUACUGGAAGAGCCGUGCCUUUGGUGCCCCGAUCUACGGCGCUGACGUCAGCGGCUCUCUGUUUGAUGAGAACACGGCACACUGGAACCUCAGGCGCCUGGGCUCGCCUCUGGACCUGCUGGCACAGGAGUGCGGCGUGGUCAUCGAGGGAGUCAACACGCCCUACCUGUACUUUGGCAUGUGGAAGACCACGUUCGCCUGGCACACGGAGGACAUGGACCUGUACAGCAUCAACUACCUGCACUUCGGGGAGCCCAAAACGUGGUACGCGGUGCCCCCGGAGCACGGGCGGCGCCUGGAACGCCUGGCCGGGCAGCUGUUCCCGGGCAGUUCCCGCAGCUGCCAGGCCUUCCUGCGGCACAAGGUGGCCCUCAUCUCGCCCAGCGUCCUGCGGCAGAACGCCAUCCCCUUCCGCCGCGUCACUCAGCAGGCUGGCGAGUUCAUGGUCACCUUUCCCUACGGCUACCACGCGGGCUUCAACCACGGCUUCAACUGCGCCGAAGCCAUCAAUUUCGCCACCCCGCGCUGGAUCGAGUAUGGCAAAGUGGCCUCUCAGUGCAGCUGCGGGGAGGCCAGGGUCACCUUUGACAUGGACCCCUUCGUUCGUAUCCUGCAACCCGAGCGCUACGAGCUGUGGAAACGCGGGCAAGGCCGUGGCGGUGUGCACCUUCCGGAGCCCAUGGGCCAAACAAGCCAGGAGCCACACACGAGCCGGGAGCCAGGCACCAGCCAGACGCUUCUCACCAGCCAGGGGCCAAGCAUCCGCCAGGAGCCACGCAGCAGUGAGGAACCUCACACCAGCCAGACGCUUCUCACCAGCCAGGGGCCAAGCACCCGCCAGGAGCCACGCAGCAGUGAGGAACCUCACAGCAGCCGGAUGCUUCUCACCAGCCAUGGGCCAAGCACCCGCCAGGAGCCACGCAGCAGUGAGGAACCUCACAGCAGCCGGACGCUUCUCACCAGCCAGGGGCCAAGCAUCUGCCAGGAGCCGGGCACCAGUCAGCAGCCAGGCACCAGCCAGAAAGCACGCAGCUGCCUGAAGCCGCGCCCCAGCCGCGAGUUGUGCACCAGCCAGGAGCUGAGGGCGUGUAGGCAGGAUCGCGGGCUCUGGAGGGCGGCCCUGGGCCUCAGGCAGCUUUCCUCGCCCCAGGCUUGUUCCACUGGGCCUGUGCCGGCCUCUGCUAGCACCCGUCGAGCAGCUGCUGUGGGCGCCGGAUCUCAGUGGUCUCUCGGCAGCAGCAAUGAAGUCAAAUCCCAGACUGACGUUCGCAGGUCCAGGCAGCCCAGUCCUGCCCGGUUACCGACUCCAGCUCUGUCUGCCGAGGCUGUACGCCUGUCAGCUGCUAGAGCUGGUCGUGGUCGUGGUCAUGGUCGUGGUCGCGGUCGUGGUCGUGGUCAUGGUCGCGGUCGUGGUCGGCGUCCUCGGCCACUGCAAGCUGAGGAGCCCAGCCUGGAGGCUCCACCCAAGAGGCGGCUGUUGUCCCUCUCUGCACACACAGAGGCUGGCGCGGAGGCUCUGCCCCUGCCCUAUGAUGGAGCUUCAGAGAUCAGUGCUACUCAGAGUCCUGAGCGCCGGUUUCCUGCCGAGGCUUCGGGAUGUUGCUGUGCCCCGGAUCUUCAAGCCUUGGGGCCCCCGCUGGAUCCCCAUGCCCCGAUGCACCCGGGCCCUUGCCUGCUCUCCUUGGACAGCAUCACCGUGGAUCUCCCUGACGUGGUGCCGCUGACUCCUCCCAGCACCACCGUGCAGCCUUUCAGAAGCUUCUGCAGGGACCAUGCUGGGGACUGGGCAUCUCCUGUGAAUCAGGCAGAGGAUGGGGUCGUGUGCCACACUUGUGCCUCCAGAUCCUUGGCUGCGUCUCUGGUUGCCCCCGGCCCUUCUGUUCCUGAUGCCAGUCCCCUCUGGCUCAAGCCACAGGGAGGCGCUUUCUGGUGGCAUGAGCCAAGUCCAGCACCACUGAAUGCUCUUAAGCUCCUGAGCCCUUGA
This is a messenger RNA of Lepus europaeus (European hare), 2346 nucleotides long. RefSeq names its product probable lysine-specific demethylase 4F. The transcript has a single exon. Bases 1 to 2346 code for a protein of 781 amino acids. Gene Ontology annotation, biological process: chromatin remodeling. The record is from RefSeq and is a predicted model, not a curated record. Lineage: Eukaryota; Metazoa; Chordata; Mammalia; Lagomorpha; Leporidae. Gene Ontology annotation, cellular component: nucleus. Gene Ontology annotation, molecular function: histone H3K9 demethylase activity.